Molecule: messenger RNA, 1727 nt
Organism: Solenopsis invicta (red fire ant)
Lineage: Eukaryota; Metazoa; Arthropoda; Insecta; Hymenoptera; Formicidae
Product: pro-resilin
Exons: 3
Coding region: 16-534 (172 amino acids)
Cellular component (GO): extracellular matrix
Source: RefSeq, a predicted model, not a curated record
CGACGAUGCUCGACGAUGCCCAACGAGGCCGAACGAGGCCGAACGAUGCCGAACGAUGCCGGUGGAGCGGACUGGAGCGAGUGGAACGCGACGGAGUCGACGGGGACAUGGAACGGAUCGGCUCCAGGACGAGUGGCGUCGCGACGCAUACAUUCGGCAGCACUACUAGCGAUGAUCCUGGUAGGAGUUCAGAACGAACCGCAAGGCCCAGCCUAUCUUCCGCCUAGUCCUCGACCAGCUGGAGGAGGUGGGACUGGUCAUCCAGACGAUUGGGCUGGUGAUCCGGCGAACUAUGAAUUUUCGUACGAAGUGGUGGACGCGGCGGCGGGUCUGGAUUUCGGGCAUCACGAGAUGAGGAAGGAUAUGGAGGCGACCGGAACCUAUCACGUGCUGCUGCCGGACGGUAGGACCCAGAUUGUCGAUUAUAUCGCCGAUCAGAACGGGUAUCGGCCGAUAGUGCGAUACGAGGGAACCGCCACGUAUCCCGCACCCGGACCAGCGAGACCCAGCCAGGAAGAGGGCUACAGAUACUAGAGGCCUGAUUCUUUUUCGCAAACUAUCGAUUUUUAGCAGAUUAGAAAAAUCGAUUAAAUAUCAUUAUGGUACUCUUGAAUAGGGGUCGGCGUUUUUCGUAAAAAUUUUCUAACAAGGUACCAAAGACAAUUUUGCGGGUCAAGAGACCAAAUCGAAGAUAUUAAAUGUACGUAAAGAUAAUGCCAAUAUAUUAGAGCCGACCGCUAUAUUUAUAUUACAUUUAUGCUACAGAUAAUAUUUAUAGUACAUAAAAGAAAACAAAUUUUCACAAAUUUCUCCUUGAAAUUCAACGUAUAAUAGUAAUUUUACGAUACGAUCUGCUAAAAAUCUUAUCGUUCCCUAUUGUAUAACUACCAUUUCACUUUCCACAUUCCGAGAGAAACCUUAUCAUUUCCUGUAAUUUGAAAGAUGAAAGCGACUUCAAUCGUUGGAAUACAAUAGGGUACUUAACUUAUUGUUCUUUAACGUUUGCACUUUAUUAAAGAAAUGAUUGAAACUUUAUUGUAAUCAAUUGCGUUCUCUCGCUAACGGUACCUAGUAUCUAGAAUUGCGAUUAAAAACGAUUGAAAAUUUCCUAUCGUUUUCUGUUUUUUUUAACAGAAUGACUUUUGACUCAAAAAGAAAUCCAAACCCUCACAGAAAUGUAAUAUUGACAUAUAAAUUGGCGACUAAUUUAAGUGGGUAAUUUAAGUUGGUAGUAUCUUAAUACUAAAAAUAAGUAAUAUAUUACUUAUUUUUAGUAUUAAGAUACUACCAACAGUAUUUUUUAAAUUACUGAAAAAAAAAAUUAAAUUACUCGCUAAUUUAUUACUAUUCAAUAUUAUAUUUCUAGAAGGAAAUGGUAUGAUUUAGCGAAACAUUAAUCGUGAUCGUAACAAUUGCGGUUUUAUCUGUAAUGUGUAAUAAAUAAUUUGGGGAAUUGCAAAGAAAUAACGAAAUCUCUUUUCCCGUAUUCUCUUCGAUGUCUGAAUCCCACAAUCGGCCACAAUUCCAAACCUCGAUAGACUACGGCAUUAAUAUUAAAAAGGCCAAGCUACGUUCCAAUCCAGAUUCCGGAUUUCAAAAGCGCGGAAGCUGGGAAUUGAGAUUGUCUCGUACAAUGUUCUAAGACCCUGCACACAAUGAAAAAAUAUUAGAUAUUAGGAAUUAAAGGUUUAGAAUCAAUUUUCUCAAUAAACAAUAUAGAUAAAUAA